Epinephelus fuscoguttatus (brown-marbled grouper) is the source of this 2631-nucleotide messenger RNA. RefSeq names its product ATG5 autophagy related 5 homolog (S. cerevisiae) (gene atg5). Gene Ontology annotation, biological process: C-terminal protein lipidation; nucleophagy; autophagosome assembly. The coding region runs from base 195 to 1022 and encodes 275 amino acids. Gene Ontology annotation, cellular component: cytoplasm; phagophore assembly site membrane; Atg12-Atg5-Atg16 complex. NCBI's taxonomy places the organism in Eukaryota, Metazoa, Chordata, Actinopteri, Perciformes, Serranidae. The transcript is spliced from 8 exons. The record is from RefSeq and is a predicted model, not a curated record.
CGCUGUUUUGCGGUAAGCGGGUUCUUUCAGCUGUUUUCCGGUGACAGCAGGGGAAUGACAACAGCGAGUCACGGCCCUCCUUCCAUUCAAGCCGACUGCUACACAUCGACUAAACAGGAAGUUGUCUGCUGCUGGACUUCUGAGUCUGUGUUUGGGGGAUUUAUUCUGUAUGUGCCGCUGGGAGCAGCAGCAGCAUGGCAGAUGACAAGGAUGUGUUGAGAGACGUUUGGUUCGGCCGGAUCCCGACCUGCUUCACCCUGAACCCGGAUGAGGUCACUGAGAGAGAGGCCGAGCCCUACUAUCUGCUGUUACCCAGGGUGAGCUACCUGACUCUGGUCACAGACAAAGUGAAGAAACACUUCCAUAAAGUCAUGAGGGCCGAGGACGUGGAGGAGAUGUGGUUCGAGUACGAAGGGACGCCACUGAAAUGGCACUAUCCAAUUGGAGUUCUGUUUGACUUCCACGCGUCCAACACUGUCUUACCCUGGAGCAUCACUGUGCACUUUAAGAACUUUCCAGAGCGCGACCUGCUCCACUGCCCGUCCAACUCUGUGAUCGAAGCCCACUUCAUGUCCAGCAUCAAGGAGGCCGACGCCCUCAAGCACAAGAGCCAAGUCGUCAAUGACAUGCAGAAGAAAGAUCAUAAACAGCUGUGGAUGGGCCUGCAGAACGAUAAGUUUGACCAGUUCUGGGCCAUGAACAGGAAGCUGAUGGAAUAUCCCAGUGAGGAGGGAGGCUUCAGAUACAUCCCCUUCAGGAUAUACCAGACACUGAGCGAUAGGCCGUUCAUCCAGAAACUGUUUCGCCCUGUUUCAUCUGAAGGCAACAUGCACACACUUGGCGACCUGCUGAAAGAGAUGUACCCAGCUGCUUUACCAAACGACGGUGAGCAGAAGCGUUACCAGGUGGUGAUCCACGGGAUCGAGCCGCUGCUGGAGACACCUCUGCAGUGGCUCAGCGAACACCUCAGCCACCCCGACAACUUCCUGCACAUCUGCGUUAUCCCCGUCCCCACUGACUGAGGCCACGCCUGCCGUACCUCGCUGUCACCGUGACGACCGACCGACCAGCCGCCCCGCCAGCUGGCUGGAUAACUCCGGAAACGGUAGCGCUAAACAGUGGAAACUCUGAACUAACAGACUCUUUAAGGAGAUCUUACUGAUGAAGAUGAACAAAGGAUGUGAAGGAGGUACAAACUGACCUCCUCUUCCAUCUCGUCUAUUUAUAUUUCUACUCCUCUUUAAACUCCUCCUCCUCCUCCUGCUUCCCCUCAGAAAACUUGUGUAUCGGACGCGAGGAUGAAACAACAGAAAAAAGACACUUGUUCAGGUGAAGAGGUCUUUGAAUGAGCAGAGGAUCGCUCCUUUUCUACUCUCCCAUCUCUCCUCUCCUCUUCUCCACGGGAGGAGAGGAGGUGAACGGAUCCCUCAGUUUUCCAUCCUGCCAUGCAUCUCCCGUCUUGUCUCGUCCAAGAUAGAGACAGUCCUGUCAACAGGGAGACACAAUUGUUUGGGAUUUUGGGAGACGUGUAUUCAGUCCUGCUGAAGUUGCCUUAGUUACCACGUUCAUUCAUUUCCAUCGCCGUCUGAGUCAUCCCUGCAAAAACGUCUGGACGCACAGUCACUUUGAGUUUACAUCACAAAGUGUUGUCAUGUCCGAAAACCUUCCAGGAACGUCUGCUGGUUUGUUUCUGACUUUUUACAGAGGAUUUUCUUUUCAUCAAGUUUCUUGUUUUAGUCUCUCCACUGAUCUCAGAACACUCUGGGUCUACUUUGAUCAUCUGAUGAGAUCUAAUGUUUAAGUUAACAAGCAAACAUCUGGUACUGAUCCUGAAUCAGCAUUAAACUGCAGCUUUAAAUGGAAAACAGUGAAACUCCACUUUUGUUUAUUUUCAUUUUUUAUCUUAAAUUCCAUUUUCAUACAACUUACUUUCAUCGUUGAAAUAAUCCUGAAUUACCUGCUAAUGUUUACGUGCUCCUCUCCAGGUUACGCAUUAACUAAAAAUUGCAUUACAUUCUUUGUUAUUGUUGUUUUCUUUGCAGACAGAUGGAGAUACAGGAUUUUCACAGGGUAUCUUUAAAGAGUGAACAAGCUAUUUUUAUGAGGCUGAAGCGUUUUGUGCGGGUCAUUGGGGAAAAAAAACAAACUCCACACAUGUUUUCAAUAGCAGGUGUUGAUUUCUCUCCAUCAAUACAACAGUUUAGCUGUUUUACUGUCUGUUUUUGUCAGGUUUGGCUCGAGCUGCUUCGUCUGCAGCCAAACUUAAAUGAGCAUCUGGUUUUGUUUCAUUUUAAGAACUCGGCUCAGAUAAUGAGACAGCAGGCACGAUUAGCGUAAAGUCUGCAGGCUGUUGGGGGCCGCGGUCGCCUGAUACGUCUUACAUAUGCUUACAUUAGCACAUUUUAGUUUGUGGACAGGCAAAUCUGGCACAAGCAAACAUGACUUUUGCCAGAGCACUAACUUUAGUCACCAGAUCAGAUCAUUUUGUUGAAUGUUGAGAUCGUAAUUAAUCUUUUUUUUUUUUUAGCAACAUUUGCAUCAUAUCAGCAUCUUGUCUUUUUUUACAUGUUCAUACUGAAAUAAAAUGACACAUUCAACUGUUAUCCAGAAUGACUUCAAAUAAAAGUGAGU